Messenger RNA from Coccinella septempunctata (seven-spotted ladybird), 1847 nucleotides. It is a transcript of the gene shd, whose product is annotated as ecdysone 20-monooxygenase. The record is from RefSeq and is a predicted model, not a curated record. The transcript has 3 exons. Lineage: Eukaryota; Metazoa; Arthropoda; Insecta; Coleoptera; Coccinellidae. Gene Ontology annotation, molecular function: iron ion binding; heme binding; oxidoreductase activity, acting on paired donors, with incorporation or reduction of molecular oxygen. The coding region runs from base 243 to 1697 and encodes 484 amino acids.
AUUCCAACUAGAUGAAGCACGAGCACGAACCGCGUCCAAGAUCGCUGUUCUGCCAUUUAUAAUGAACACACCGAAGGAUGUUAAAGUUCAUGCUUAUCACAGUGUACGGUCAACGACAAUUUUACAAGAAGUGUCGCCUUCGCGAGGCAUAUUCGGCUCGACGAAUUAACGGAUCAUUAAGUGCAGUUGAUUGUGGCAAAAAAAAAUUCUGAAGGAUUUCGUUCACCUCCUCCGGGGGCAAGAUGAUUUCCCAGAUAUUCUAUCUAACACCCGAUAAGAUAGUGAUUGCUUUAGUGGUUCUAUUUAUUUACUAUCUGGACUACCGACCCCCAUGGUGGAAUAGAAGCAAGAAAACACAACAAAGUGUUCCAGGUCCAGCAGCUCUACCAAUCUUAGGGACUACAUGGAUGUUUUACCUCGGUUUCUACAAGCUCCAUGAUAUUAAGGAAUUCUACUAUGCCAUGUACAAAAAGUACGGACCGAUCUUCAAGCAAGAGACGUACUUCAACUUUCCUAUCUACAACAUUUUCGAAAAAAAGGAUAUCGAAAAAGUUCUUAAAAUUCCAAGCAAAUAUCCUGUCAGGCCACCAUCAGAAGCUGCCAUCCUCUAUAGAUUAUCUAGACCAGAUAGGUACGCUAGCGCUGGAAUAACAAACGCACAAGGUGAAACAUGGCAUCUCUUGAGAGCAACGCUGACCCCAAGUCUCACCAGCCCCAAAACGAUGUCCAACUUCAUGCCAGAAGUACAUAGUUUAGCGGAAGACUGGGUGAGUUAUCUGAAGAGAAUCCAAGGGCCCAAUGGCGCCAUAAACGACUUAAGCGAUGCCGUAGUACCACUGUGCUUUGAAACAACUCUAGAUCUAGUUCUCGGAAGAAGACUGGGCUAUCUGAGCCCGAAUCCACUGUCAGAAAAAAGCCGAAAGCUGGUUGAAGCCCUAGAAGGUCACUUUAUCAGCUUAAGGGAUACCCAGUUCAAUUUUCCCUGGUGGAAAUUUUUCCCAACCAAAGCGUUCCGCAUGCUGGGGUACUGGGAAAACUACAUCUAUGAAACAGUACUCGAAAUGGUGGCUGAGUACGGGGACGAGAAUGGCGACGACACUGUAUAUAAUUCAAUACUCAGGGCCAACAUAGACGAGAGGGAGAAAACCGGUGCUAUCAUAGACUUCAUUUCUGCUGGAAUCCACACUCUCAAGAACAGUUUGGUUUUUCUUCUACAUAUGGUAGCGGAGCAUCCAGAAAAACAGGAAAGAAUCGCGAUGGAUUUGAACUACGCCAAGGCGUGCAUGAACGAAGCCUUCAGACUCCUUCCGACAGCAACGCCAUUGAGCAGGAUAACUGAGCAAGAUAUGGAGCUAGGAGGGUAUCAGGUGAAAGCAGGAAGUGUUAUUCUAUGUCACGGUGACAUCGCCAGUAGGAGUGAACAAAACUUCGAAAGGCCCAACGAGUUCCUUCCUGAGAGAUGGUUGGGAGAGGAAAGAUCUAAGUCCGUAACUUCAGGGAUUUUUAUAGUUAUUCCAUUCGGAGCUGGAAAGAGAAUAUGUCCGGGAAAAAGAUUCAUAGAGUUGGUCCUUCCUAUUUUCUUACAGGAAACGGUGAAACAUUACAGUCUUACAACGAGCCAAAAAAUGGAGAUUGAGUUUCAGUUCCUCACAGCGCCGAAAGGACCUGUUUCUAUCAAUGUGAACGACAGAGACUGAAUGAACCUAUCAAUUAUUCCUAAUCUUGGUACAAAAGCAAUACGAUAGUAAGGAGGAGAAUCAUUCAACUUUAUAGGAUAUCCAUAUUUAUAAUCAUAUUUUGUAAAAAAAAAAUUCCUGAUUUAUAUAAAAUUACUUCAACUGAAAUGA